This is a messenger RNA of Cebus imitator (Panamanian white-faced capuchin), 2040 nucleotides long. RefSeq names its product cylicin 1 (gene CYLC1). Gene Ontology annotation, molecular function: structural constituent of cytoskeleton. NCBI's taxonomy places the organism in Eukaryota, Metazoa, Chordata, Mammalia, Primates, Cebidae. The transcript is spliced from 4 exons. The record is from RefSeq and is a predicted model, not a curated record. Gene Ontology annotation, cellular component: nucleus; acrosomal matrix. The coding region runs from base 220 to 1926 and encodes 568 amino acids.
AAUAGACUAGAAGUAAACAUCAGAACAUAUGAUAAUUCCAUUCCAAUCAGUGAAUCAAGCAGAAAAUCAUGGAAUGAAAAACACUUUGCUUUGACAUUUCCCAAACCACCCCAGAGAGGUAGAAAUGAUAAAUCAAGACCUUUGAAAUCACAAGUAACAGUUACUAAGCAUGACAAAAGAAAGUCAGAAGAAGGCCAGAAACCAGCUUAUGUAUGGAUAAUGCAUUCUUUAAGAAGAAUUUUGCAAUGGCCCUCUAUUAACAUAGCUGCCAGGGAACAGACUCCAUUCAGACGUCUUUAUACUUCCAAAACCCAUCUUAAAAAUGCAGAAUAUAAAGAGUCCCAAGAUGAAAAAGGAGGAACACCUUUGAAAAAAGAUUCCAAGAAAAAAAGAGGCUCAUAUGCAACAAAUCCAGAAUCCAAGAAAACAGUAGAAGAUGAGAAAACUAAAAGACAAAAUGAGACAGUUAAAACUUCCAUAAAAUCAUCACAUGAAAAAAGACUAUCUAAAAAGUCAAAACCCAAUUUGGAAACAAAUCUGGAAUCCAAAAAUUCUAAGGCAGUCUCAAAAACUUAUUCACAGAAAGAUAAGAAAGAUUCAAAGAAUUCCGAGAAGAAAAACACUGAAUCCAUAUGUACAAAGAACAAUCCAGAGACAGAUUUGAAGAAGUCAAAGACUAGUAAUGAUGCCAUAUCAGAAAUUUGGUCAGAAAAUAGUUUAAAUGCUGAUUUUCUGAUGUUAGUAGAAGGGUCUGAUGAUGAAUCCAUAAGUUUUGAUGCAUGGUUAAGGAAUUACUCACAGAAUAAUUCAAAGAAGCCUGCAAAGAAGGACACAAAAAAGGAUGCAAAGAAAAGCUCUGGUGCUGAAUCAGAAGACUCAAAGGAUUCUGAGAAACAGUCAAAGAAAGAAAAGAAAAGUGCCAAGAAAGAUGACAAGAAAAAGGAUGUAAAGAAGGGCACAGAGUCUACUGAUGCUGAAUCUGGAGACUCAAAGGACGCAAAGAAAGAUACAAAGAAGGAUAAGAAAACUUCAAAGAAAGAUGAUAAGAAAAAGGACACAAAGAAGGACCCAGAGUCUACUGAUGCUGAAUCUGGAGACUCAAUGGAUGCAAAAAAGGAUUCAAGAAAGUCAAAGAAAGCUUCAAAGAAAGAUAACCAAAAAAAUGAUGCAAAGAAAAAUACAGUCUCUACUGAUUCUGAAUCUGAAUUGGAGUCGAAAAAGAGUCAGAAACAUGAAAAGGGGAAUAAAAAAUCUUCACAGCAAGAUAAAAAGUCUGUCAAGAAGAAUGAAGAGUCUGCUAAUGCUGAUUCUGAAUCUGAAAGAGAUUCAAAAAAGGAUAAAAAAGAUGAAAAGAAGGGGAAGAAUUAUUCAAAGAAAGAUGACAAAAAUAAGGAUGCAAAGAAAAAUGCAGAAUCUUCUGAAACGGAAUCUGAUUUGGAGUUAAAGAAGGAUAAGAAAGACUCAAAGAAGGAAAAGAAAGGCUCGAAGAAAGAUGUCAAGAAGGAUGCAAAGAGGGACACAGAGUCUACUGAUACUGAAUAUGAUGAAUCUUCCAAGACAGUCUCUAAAAAGUCUAUAAAAAUCAAAGGUUCAGAUACUGAAUCAGAAGAGUCACUGUAUAAACCUAGGGCUGAGAAGAGAGUUGAUGAAUCAAACGGCACAUCUGCAAAUUCAAAAAAGGAAGGACUGGAAUUAAAUAGAGGAUUCAAAAUGUCAUCCAAGAAGACUACAUUCAAAGAGAAAGGGGGAAAAGCAAGUACAGGUAGAGUUCCUUCAUCAAGAGAAAGACCACCACUUCCUCCUUGUGACCCGUUUCUACCAUCACCAAAGGUCAAACGUUUUUGUCUGUGCAGGAUGCCUCCUCCCUCUCCAAAACCAAGAUAUGCCCCUUUGCCUGAAGCACCGUGGAUUCAUAAGCUGCUUUAAAGAACAACUGAGCGCUUGGUUUCACAGAACGGCCUUACUACAGUAAGCACCAGCUACUGUCAAACGAGCACUUCUACCUCUGUGGAACUGAAAUAAAAACAAGCCUUCCAUGAG